Molecule: messenger RNA, 333 nt
Organism: Trichobilharzia szidati
Lineage: Eukaryota; Metazoa; Platyhelminthes; Trematoda; Strigeidida; Schistosomatidae
Source: the annotation of a GenBank genome assembly
AAUAAAACAACAACUAUCUGAUACAAUUAGCGAUAUUUCAAAUUAUUCUGCAAAAUGCGUGGUGUGGAAAGUGAAAACAAGCAUAAUUUGUGGGCAUCUUUACUUGAUGAAGUACAGUUCAAUAGAAGAAAUGCUUAUGGAGCUAUUGAAAGUCCAGAUAAACCACAAAUAAUUAUUUUGGGCAGUGAAUCUGUUGGCAAAACACGUCUUGUUGAAUGCAUAAACAAGGAAAAGGAGAUUACAUGUGCUAUUGGAUUAGAUUAUCACUUUUUAGAUCUUAGUGAAGACGGAAAAGAAGGUGAGUUAUCGAUUAAAAGAAAAAAAGAACUUUAA